Molecule: messenger RNA, 1944 nt
Organism: Tribolium madens (black flour beetle)
Lineage: Eukaryota; Metazoa; Arthropoda; Insecta; Coleoptera; Tenebrionidae
Product: fasciclin-3
Exons: 7
Coding region: 163-1464 (433 amino acids)
Biological process (GO): cell-cell adhesion
Cellular component (GO): cell-cell junction
Molecular function (GO): cell adhesion molecule binding
Source: RefSeq, a predicted model, not a curated record
UCCAGUAACGGCGCGCUGCUCUGUUAAGGUGGAUCGUAGUAACCUGUGCCGUGUGGUGACGCGUCAAACAAUCAACAUACGUUAUAAUAUAGUAUUUUUUCGGAAAAAAGUUUGUGACAAGUGAGCAUCGCAAUGUUUUGAUUUGUUUAUUGUUUGUUAACAAUGGAUUCCAACGCACUCUUCGUCGUUUUUUUGAUUGGAGUCGUCUUUGCGCAAGGUGCCCAAGUUGAGGUAGAGCCCCGGGAAGUCCUAGUCCUUCCUGGAAGUAAUGUCACUGUUAUGUGUCGAGUGGGCGUACCCCUCCAGUACUGUCGUGUGGAAAUCCCCGGGAUGCAACCCUUGAAUCUUAAUUCAAAAUUAUCAAAUAAUGACGUGGCCUACUAUGGGGCAGGCCUGCCUGCUGGACAAUGUGGUUUUCGGAUAAAUCAAGUGACUGAGAGAAACAACGGAAUGAUUAAAUGUACCUUGGGUAUAGAAACGGAACCCAUGGAGUCCAUUGGAAUGGUACAACUCAUCGUAGCGAAAGCCCCAAGACUACCAGAAUUGGAUUUGAGUCGAGGCACUGACUCUGUCAACAUCUACAAGAUUAAUGAUGUCCUCCAAGCCUCGUGUAUAGUCAAAGAUGGCCGACCUGUAGCCAACAUUUCAUGGUAUCUUGAUAAUGAACCACUCUACAGCAACGAUCUUAGUAUGCCAACUGUGAUCGAUUUAGCCAAAGAGAAUCUCCAAUCAAAAGUCCAGAAUUUGACACGUGUCCUACAGGCGUCCGACAAUGGCAAACAUCUACGAUGUGUGGCUUUUCAUCCCGCCUACCCGGAUGGGAGAGCCGAAACGGCACGCCAACUCGAUGUUAAAUUCGCACCGUUGCCACAAGGGGAGAUUGACAAGUUUGGGUAUAUCAUAGGGGAGGCUGGGCUAAUCACGGUGGUGGUCGAGGCCAACCCCAAGCCCAUCAUCGAGUGGGACAUCGGCGGGGAGAGGAUCAGGGAGAGGGAGAAUGACCACACGGGGCGAUUGGAGGCAGAACCCAUCAAGGAUAUGGGAAAUGGACGCUACGAUGUCAGUUUGAGGAUCGCAGCUAUAAAUAAACAUGACACUGAAAAAACGUACUAUUUGAGGACUUACAACGACAUGGGAAGUACCGAUUACACCAUCAAAAUUUCGACAAGUCCAGAACCGGAAGGUCUCGAGCUCGGUAUUGGGGGCAUAAUCGGCAUUAUUGUUGCCAUCCUGGUGAUCCUCCUCGUGGUUUUCCUCCUCGUCUUCGCCAAAGUGACUGGUCGGUGGUGUUUCAGCGAUGGCGCCACGGUGAUCGACUACACAACCGGUGACAGCAGCCAUCACGUGACUGUGGAUGGAGUGAGUGGGGAUGGAGUUGAUAAUCCGCACCACCAGGUGUCGCAAGAGUACAUCAAUGGGAAUGAUGUGAAGAAAGAUGAGAAAAAGAUUGAUACUGCGGUGUAAUUUAGGGACUUUUAUGCGAAUUUUGUGUUGGUACGACUGCUGUAGAUUAGGUUUUCCCCCCUGAUUCUCAAUGUGUAAAUAUUGUCGUGAUUUUUGUGACAAUGGGGCGCACUCUAUGACCCUAAUAAUACUCAAUUGUUUCAAUUUUUACUGCCAUAUUGCAAUCAAAAUGAGGGGUGAGGUUGGCAACGCUGCGCUGAAACAUUCCAUAUAUUUUUAUAAUUUUAGUGUAUAUUUUAUUGUAAUAUAAGACAAUAAUUAGUUUAUUUUUUUACCUAAUUUAAUUCUCAUCAUGUCUCUAUUUAUUCUCCCAUUCUCGGAUUAUUUAUAUACAUUCUUAGGAAUUUUUUCAAGUGUUACGAACGCUGUUUAAAAUAAUUAUAUAUUUAAGAGAUAAAACUGAUAUUAAUGUAAAAAUUUUGUAUGUUAUAUGUACUUAAAUAUUUAGAAAUAAGUUGACCGAUAAUUAUAAAAUUGUUU